Molecule: messenger RNA, 1998 nt
Organism: Arachis duranensis
Lineage: Eukaryota; Viridiplantae; Streptophyta; Magnoliopsida; Fabales; Fabaceae
Exons: 4
Coding region: 1-1998 (665 amino acids)
Molecular function (GO): zinc ion binding
Source: RefSeq, a predicted model, not a curated record
AUGAAAACAUUCAACAACAACCACAUAUGUGCAAGGAGAACUAAAAAUAGGGCAGCAAAUAGGAAGUGGUUAGCCUCAAAGCUGGUAAAGAAAAUAAGAAAAUAUCCUAACCUGAAACAUGGAGAAGCGUCUGAUUACUUCAAGAGGAAGUGUGAUCUUGACCUCAAUAAGUCCUCUCUGACUAGAGCCUUAAGUGAUGCAAGAAACAUAGUAUAUGGAGAUGCGGCAGCACAAUACACACUUCUUAGAGACUAUGCAGAGACACUAUUGAAAAGUAACCCUGGAUCAACUAUUAAAAUAGGAGUGAAGCCGCAGCCUGAAGGAGAACCAAUUUUCGAAAAAAUGUACAUAUGCCUCGAUGGAUGCAAGAAAGGAUUCAAGGCUGGGUGUCGGCCUCUAAUUGGGCUAGAUGGAGCCUUUUUGAAGACACACUUUGGAGGACAAAUACUAGCCGCAGUUGGACAAGACGCCAACAACCAUAUAUAUGUCAUCGCUUGGGCCAUUGUAGAGGUUGAGAACAAGGAAAACUGGCGAUGGUUUCUGGAGCUUCUGUUAGAUGAUCUGGGUGAUGUAGCCUCUAACAAAUGGUGCUUCAUUUCUGACAUGCAAAAGGGGUUAAUUCCAGCAGUCUGUGAAUUGAUGCCUGGAGUGCACCAUAGGUUUCGUGUGUGGCACCUAUGGAAGAACUUUAACAAGCAGUGGAACACGCAAGAGUUAAGAACCAUGUUAUGGGAAUGUGCAAGAGAGACAACUAGGCAUGGAUUUGAACAGAAAAUGGAGAAAGUAAAGAGAAAGAAUGAGGAAGCCUGGGCCUACUUGAACAAAUGGCCAAAGGAAAGUUGGACGAAGGCAUACUUUAGUCAUGAUCCGAAGCUGGAUAACAUUUGUAAUAACGCGUGCAAGGUCUUCAAUGCAAGGAUAAAGGAGUAUAGGAAAAAGCCUAUACUCACUCUACUAGAGGAAGUACGCAUGUUCGUGAUGAGAACAAUUGCAAAAAACAAAGUGAAGCUGCAACACCACAUUGGCAGGUUACCUCCUAUUCAGAGGAGCAAACUAGAGAAGAUAAGGAAGGAGUCACAAAAAUGGCGUCCGGUGUGGUGUGGUGAUGAUGGCUAUCAUAGAUUUGAGAUUCAUGGAUUUCCAACGAACAUGGCUGUUGACUUGGAAAAGCAUAUAUGCACAUGCAGAUUCUGGCAGAUCACAGGCAUGCCAUGUGUCCACGCAUGUACUGCAAUAGCUAGACUCAAUGGGAAUCCUGAAGACUAUUGUCACAAGUGGUUGACAAUGGACUCAUAUAAAGAAACAUAUAAGCAUUCCUUGAAUCCCAUCCCUGGACAAGCAAUGUGGGAGAAGUCUCAGUAUAGUAGGCCCCAGGCUCCCAAGAUUCGGAGGAAGCCAGGUCCUUUGAAGCAGAAACGACGAAAGGAUGCAGAUGAAGACCCUUCAGGAAGUAAGAAGAGUAAGACAGAUGCAACAAAGCUACCUAGAAAGUACAAUGAGUUUUCUUGUGCUUACUGUGGGACAAAAGGUCACACGAAGAGAAGUUGCUCCCACAGAAAAGCUGAUGACAUUGCAGCUGCCCUUGCUGCUGCUGCAGCAGCUGUAAUAGCUAAGGAGAAACAAAAGGGUGCUAAUGCAGCAACUAAUGUUGCCACUUCUGCAGUAGCUGGUGUUGCCACUUCUUCAACAACUGGUGUUGCCACUUCUGCAGCAACUAAUGUUGCUACUUCUGCUGCCCCAACAAAUGCUCCUUCGGAGAUUGUGCUUUCACAGACCCCUUUCUCACAACCAGAUAAUGGAGAUCAGGAACAAGUGACUCCUACAACGAGGCCCGACAAAUUACAGCCUAAGAGGAAAGCAUCUCCAGUCCCAGGAUCAUCAAGUGUUGACCCAUUGCAAGGAGCAAGUGCUGGAACAUCUUCAAGGAUGGCUAAAUUCAUGAAAUUUGUCCCAACACCAGGAGUGAAGCCAGCAUUCAAACCUCCUAGAAAGAAAUGA